Molecule: messenger RNA, 1605 nt
Organism: Nicotiana tabacum (common tobacco)
Lineage: Eukaryota; Viridiplantae; Streptophyta; Magnoliopsida; Solanales; Solanaceae
Source: RefSeq, a predicted model, not a curated record
UUCAGUUAUGCAAAUAAGAUUUCUUGUCAUUUUCUUUAUAUAAACGAAUAAUGAACAUAACUUUAGAUUGGACAGGGAAAAUUAGCCUUGUCAGUCAAAGUUAGUGGAAUUCACUCUGUGUCCCCUAUAAUAUGGCUUUAAGGCUUUAACCUUGUCAACUAAAAACAUGAGUCAGAAUUCAUGAAAGGGCUACCUUUAUUUGUUUGUUCCCAAUUACUCUUCAUCUUACUAACUUCUGCAGCAUUAGACACGAUCACUAGAGAUAAACCCAUUAGAGAUGGUGAUACAAUUGUUUCAGCUGGUGGGGUUUAUGAACUUGGAUUUUUCAGCCCUGGAAAUUCCAAGAAUCGCUAUGUUGGGAUAUGGUACAAGAAGCUAUUACCUACAACUGCCGUCUGGGUUGCCAACAGAAACAUUCCAUUGAAUGACACUUCAGGAAUGUUAACACUUAAACCCAAUGGAACUCUUGUACUUGUCAACAGUUCCAAUGCCUCAAUUUGGUCAUCAAACUCAUCAAGAUCCUUAAAAAAUCCAAAAGCACGGAUUUUGGAUUCUGGGAACCUUGUUGUCAGUGACAGAAAUGACAGAGACGCGGAAAUUAAUCUCGUGUGGCAGAGUUUUGACUAUCCAGGAAAUACUUUAUUACCUGGCAUGAAGCUUGGACGUAACUUGGUCACGGGCAUGGAUUGGUACAUAUCGUCAUGGAAGAGCACUGAUGAUCCUGCUCCUGGUGAAUAUGUAGACUUUCUUGAUUCUCAUGGGUACCCGCAAUUGGUCGUGCUGAAAAAUUCAUCUAUAGUAUAUAACGUAGGGCCAUGGAACGGUAUUGCAUUUAGUGGUAGCCCUAAUUCUAAACCAAAUAUAUAUUAUACUUUCGAGUUUGUUAUUAAUCAGCAGGAAAUUUACUACAAAUACGAGAUUAAGAAUGCGUCCCUGCCCACCAGGGUGGUGAUCGACGCGGAUGGGGUUGUAGAGCACCUAACAUGGAUAGAGCGCAGUCAGAGCUGGUUUCUCUACUUGACAGCACAAUUUGGUAACUGUGAUCGUUUUGCUUUAUGCGGACCUUACGCAAGCUGCAACAUCAAUAACUCACCUCCAUGUGACUGUCUGAGAGGUUUCGAGCCUAGGUAUCCGAAUCAAUGGUAUGCAGCGGACUGGUCUAGUGGUUGUAUAAGGAGAACUUCUUUGGCUUGUAACCAAGAUGAUUUUCUUAAAUUGACGGGUAUUAAGAUGCCGGAUUCUAGACACUCGUGGUAUAAUCAGAGCAUGGACCUUGAAGGAUGCAAAAAACUGUGCUUGGCUGAUUGCAAUUGUACAGCCUACUCAAAUCUUGAUGUUAGAAAUGGUGGAAGUGGAUGCUUACUAUGGUUUGGUGAACUCAUUGAUAUUAGAGAGUUGAGCCACAAUGAGCAAGACCUGUUCGUGAGGGUCGCUGCUUCAGAAUUAGGUAAUGACACUACCCUGUACCAUGUUUUUCAUUUUAUUAUACAAUAUGUUAGGAUUGAGAACCCGGGUAGUGUAGAAUUUAGCCGAACAACGGUAUAAUAACAAUAACAAAGACAAUGAAAGUUGAUAAUAACGGCAAUUAAAGAAUAUAAAGAAGAC